AUGCAGCUGGAUCAAAGAACCAGGCUGAAGAAUAAUGAAGUCGGGCACUCGAUCGGGCCAAUUCUGUGCAGCCUAUUUAGAGAUCGAGAUGCAAGGGGGGAACAAAAAACAGGCAAGAGCAAGAGCCAUGAAGAUGAUAGUCCCAAAGAGAGAGAGCACAGGAAAGGUGCAUACACAGGCAAUCCGCAGACCGCAUAUCAGGAAGGAGAUGAUGGAGGCACAGCACAGACGAACAUUCUGAAUGAAUCUUGGAACACAGCGCAGGCGGCCAAGGCCAAGGCCAUGAGCACAGCAAGCAACACCACGUACGUACCUGGUACCCGGUUCGUCCGCGGCGAUCGAGGACUGAAGCACUACGGUGGUCGACGCGAACAGGUCGAUCGGAUAGCGGAGAAGCAUGCAGCCUCUGGAUCUCUGCGUCCGCGCCGUCGGCUGAAGGAAGGUGCCAAGAGGAGAAGAGGGAGGGAGGUGAAAGAGUAG
Miscanthus lutarioriparius is the source of this 480-nucleotide messenger RNA. The record is from the annotation of a GenBank genome assembly. NCBI's taxonomy places the organism in Eukaryota, Viridiplantae, Streptophyta, Magnoliopsida, Poales, Poaceae.